AAUGAUGUGAAACCAUGCACAUCUGAAACGAAAAGUGUGGAAAAUGAUUGGGAGAAAGAAAAUGAUGAAGAUGAAGAAGAAGAAGAAGAAGAGGAGGAAGAAGAGGAAAAAGUGAAAAAGGUUGCAGUUGUAAAGCCAAAGAUUAAAGAAGAUUCUGAAGACACAACGACUGAUAGGAAAGAACAUAUCAAUAUUGUAUUUAUUGGUCAUGUUGAUGCGGGAAAGUCAACAAUUGGUGGCCAUAUAUUGUAUUUGACUGGUAUGGUUGAUAAACGUACUUUGGAAAAGUAUGAAAGAGAAGCGAAGGAAAAGAACAGAGAAUCUUGGUACUUAUCUUGGGCUUUGGAUACCAACUCUGAAGAGAGAGAAAAGGGAAAAACUGUUGAAGUUGGUAGAGCAUUCUUUGAAACAGACAAGAAACAUUUUACUAUUCUUGAUGCACCUGGUCACAAAAGUUUUGUCCCAAAUAUGAUAGGUGGUGCAUCUCAAGCAGAUUUAGCUAUUUUAGUCAUAUCUGCUCGAAGAGGAGAAUUUGAGACUGGGUUUGAUAGAGGUGGCCAAACAAGAGAACAUGCUAUGUUGGUGAAAACUGCAGGAGUAAAACAUUUAGUGGUAUUGAUUAAUAAAAUGGAUGAUCCAACAGUUAACUGGGCUGAAGAAAGGUUCAAUGAAUGUAAAGAAAAGCUACUACCAUACCUAAAGAAAUGUGGGUUUAAUCCCAAGACAGAUAUUGUUUUCAUGCCUUGUUCAGGAUUAACAGGAGCAUUCUUGAAAGAUAAAGUUGAUGAAGCUAUAUGCCCUUGGUAUCAAGGACCAUCUCUUCUUACAUUCUUAGAUGAUUAUGCACCUUUAGCUAGAGACAAAGAUGCUCCUGUUAGAGUUCCUAUUGCUGAUCGAUACAAAGAUAUGGGAACUAUUGUAUUGGGCAAAAUUGAAUCUGGAGUUGUGUCAAAAAAUCUUCAGUUGUUGCUUAUGCCUAACAAGCAGAUGGUUAAAGUCACCCAGAUCUGGUCUGAUGAAGAUGAUGCUGAUGAAGCUUGGCCAGGAGAAAAUGUCAAGUUGAAACUUGGUGGAGUAGAAGAAGAUGAUGUUUCUCAAGGAUUUGUUCUUUGUUCGCCAAAUAGUCUGUGCCAUACCUCCAAAAAUUUUUAUGCUCAGAUUGUUAUAUUAGAGUGUAAAUCAAUUAUCUGUGCUGGCUAUAGCUGUGUUUUACACAUUCACUCUUGUUCUGAAGAAGCUACUAUUACAGGACUUAAAUGCCUUUUAGACAAGAAAACUGGUAAAAAGGCUCAAGCUGGACCCAAAUUUAUCAAACAAGACCAAGUUGGAAUUGCAAGUAUAGAAAUCAAUGGUGGUAGGAUUUGCUUAGAAACCUUUAAAGACUUUCCACAAAUGGGACGAUUUACUCUGCGAGAUGAAGGCAGAACGAUUGCGAUUGGAAAAGUGCUAAAACUCUUAGAUUAAAUUAUUGAUUUCAACUCCGUACAACUUCAUAUGGCAUUAUGCAAACUGACCAUGUGUGAAUUAUUCAAAGUGUCUUUCCUUUCAUUCACCAUCAUGUACAGUAAUGCGCUUUCAGGUUUAUUGUUGGAUUCUCAUAUAGGUUUUUUUUAAUAUGAAAACAGGGCUGCAAUGAUGAUGAACUUACAGAAUAAGAGUCAUGUUUUUUG
Molecule: messenger RNA, 1670 nt
Organism: Lottia gigantea (owl limpet)
Lineage: Eukaryota; Metazoa; Mollusca; Gastropoda; Lottiidae
Exons: 1
Coding region: 262-1464 (400 amino acids)
Biological process (GO): translation
Cellular component (GO): translation release factor complex
Molecular function (GO): translation release factor activity; GTPase activity; GTP binding
Source: RefSeq, a predicted model, not a curated record